GUUGUGAUGUGCAGGUUUUCUGAGUGAUAAGAGAGCUUCUCUUCCUAGCCGCAGUCUAUAGGGCACCGGGAGAGGCUGCUGGAGAUGGACGAGGACGGGUUACCCCUCGUAGGUUCCGGCAUCGAUCUGACUAAGGUUCCAGCCAUACAGCAAAAAAGAACAGUGGCCUUUCUAAACCAGUUUGUGGUUCACACAGUUCAGUUUCUUAACCGAUUUUCUACAGUUUGUGAAGAGAAAUUGUCGGCUCUCUCCCUUCGAAUUCAGCAAAUUGAAACUAUGCUCAAUAUUCUAGAUGCAAAGUUGUCUUCUAUACCGGGGCUAGAAGAUGUCAAGUGUGAUGUAUCCAGUACCAACGUCAACAGUGUCAUGAAUGGCCCCGUACCACAAACCUCAACAGAUCCACAAUCAACAAAUGUUUCACCUCAAUCAGAGCAGGACAGUGUGCAUGAGACAGGACAGCUGAAGUCAGAAGGAACCAGCGAAAACAUCACAACUGUAGCAAAGGAUCCACGCUAUGCCAGAUAUCUCAAAAUGGUUCAAGUGGGUGUCCCUGUAAUGGCAAUAAGAAACAAAAUGAUAUCUGAAGGAUUAAACCCCGAUCUUCUUGAGACGCCGGAUGCUGCAGUGCCUGCCUGGGGAGGCCAGGCAAACGGAGAAGAAAGUUCUGAUAGUGAAUCCUCAUUUAGCGACUAAAACUGCUGAUAAUUCUCCCCCUUCCCUUUUAAAAGCUCCUUGCAAACUAUUUGUAAGUGCUAAUAUACGGAACUUAACGGAAGAGAUCCCUGAUCGUUUGAGCCAUAGGAAGUAUUGUUUUAAGAAACGGUUUCUUUGCACUGGGAUCUUCAUGUUUGUCUUCCACAGAGUUUUGAAUGAAGGCCCAGUCACACCAGAAGUGAGAUUGUUGUGGACGACGUGCUCUUCCUUGUAAUGCAAGGGCCUUGAGUUAAGUCACUGUUCUAAAGAGGUUCAAAGUAAAACUUGAAAUGGCAUUCUUUUAGCCCUGAAGUUUCUUUGGACUUAACCUUUGAGGGGAAAUUCUUUCCCAGUAGCUGUCAGCUGUAUUCUCAUUCAAGGUUCCUCUGAAACUGACACAUGGUUUCCUAUAUUGCAUUUUUAUCUAUCAGUAUUGAGUAAGAAUUCACAGACCAGUUAUAUCAUGGUAAAUAACAAAUACUGUACUUGAUUCAAUAGAGCUGGGAGUAGAAAAGGGACCGUACAAGAGGAGGGGAUAAUAUUGGCUCUUUGAAAUGAACAAACAUCUCUCAUGGUAGCAGGCUAUCGCAUCUUGCUGCUGGAGUGCCAGUGUGUUGGCUCUCUACACUAGACUGAGUGGCCCAGCUAUCUGAGGCCAGCCAAGGAGCACCGGGUUGUCCAUAAACAUGCAGUACACUGUGGGCAAGAGGCAGCCCCUUUCCAUUUCCGCUUACGCCAUAUUUUUCAGUGGGAAGGUUAUAUGGAAACCCUAGUCUCGCAGCACCAAAUGUUGCAGAUUGCUCCAGUGUUAUCCCAGGGGGCAUUUGAUUCUUUGUGCAAAAUGAAGAAGAUAAGUCCAGGUUACUUUGGAGAAUAAAGCCUCAAAUACUUUGUGAAACAAACGUAUUUUCCUAGAAGGUUUGGGUUAAUGCAGUAGCAAGCAUUCCGUUGCUUGUGAUUGAAGGAUGGUACCAAGCUAGAUGGAAAAUGCUUUCCAGUUGCUCAAGUGAAAUGAAGUGAGUUUAUACUGGGUCGCCCGUAGGUGUCCUGGAAAGUGGUUUCGGAAAAGUAACCUCUUACAUAGAUAGGUCUAUUUUUAAAACAGAUGGAUUGCCUUAUAGAGAAACCUAGUAGAAAAUUGGAUUUGUUUUAAGUAAAAUCCAGCCAUCUGAAUCAAAACACAAAACUCUUAUUUGUGUUAAAAUACAUCUCUAUUCAGUCAGUGUGUUUGUCCUGGCAAAGCUGGGCAUGAGACUACUUGGUGAAUUUUGCCCAUGAUUUUGAAUUGUCGAAAGACCACUUUACACAUUAGAGUUUAAGUGUGUUUUCAUGGUAUACAUGCAAGUGAAUGCUGGCUCAUUGGAAUGAGUAUGCUGCUUCAUCCAUCACAUAUGCUCACCCGCGAGCUGUAGUUGGCCGUGGCUUCUCACCAUGUGGCUACAUAGAUACGUUGUAGCCACAUGAACUGAUUGUGUGACAUUAAUCCUGAAUCUAUGAAGUGGUUCUGAACAUUUCUCCCCAAAAGCAGCUGUAACCAAGCUGAUAUUAAUACAUUCCCACUCUGCCAUUUUGAAUUUGCUGCAUAUGUGCUAAUUACGUGUCAUGUGGACAACAAGUGAUGGUGGCUGUUGAAGAUCAGAUUUGAAGCUGACCGAUGAGGGAUGGAGGAUGGAUACUCAUCUUGGUCUAGACAAUUUAAGGCUCCAGUGGUGAAGUAGACUGUCAUGCUACUUUCUGGUUGGAUUAAGUCCUUCCAGUCCGCUCUUUGAAAACAACAGGACAUCAUAAAUACACAAAGUUCAGCCUAUCUUAAAUUUUUUUAACCAACUUGAUUUUCAGCAAAAUGUGCAACUGGUCUGCCAGCAGUAAAUCACUUAAAGAUGUUAAAUGCUCAUUAACGUGCUGCCUAAUAGCAUACAUUGUAUACUGCUGCACUUAAUCCUGUAUGUCAGAGGAAAUGCUUGGAUUUAUAAUUAAAAGUAUG
Messenger RNA from Eublepharis macularius, 2677 nucleotides. RefSeq names its product WASH complex subunit 3 (gene WASHC3). Gene Ontology annotation, biological process: exocytosis; actin filament polymerization. Bases 85 to 693 code for a protein of 202 amino acids. The transcript has 7 exons. Gene Ontology annotation, cellular component: WASH complex. NCBI's taxonomy places the organism in Eukaryota, Metazoa, Chordata, Lepidosauria, Squamata, Eublepharidae. The record is from RefSeq and is a predicted model, not a curated record.